Messenger RNA from Durusdinium trenchii, 3852 nucleotides. NCBI's taxonomy places the organism in Eukaryota, Dinophyceae, Suessiales, Symbiodiniaceae. The record is from the annotation of a GenBank genome assembly.
AUGCGGCCAAUGCUGCAGAUCCUUUUCCAUAUUUGGGUGCAUUGCCAAGCAAUGCGGCCCGAUGUCGCGGCUUCAGACUUGAAUUUGGAUCUUGACUCCAGACUGGCAACACAGUUCCAUGCGCAGACAUCCGCUCUGGAUCUGUCGAGCCAGGAGCUCGUUGAUGAGCGCUUGGAAGCACAAAAGGCCGACACCUUGCAGAAAGGGAUCGAAGAUUGCAGCUCUGCGGAGACCGUACGAAGCAUUCUAGAGACACUGAGAUGUCCAGGAGAUCUGACAGGAUCGGACUUCUGCACAUGGCCAGGGAUUGUUUGCAAGGGCUGCUACGUAGUCAAGGUCGAAUGUAAGCAGGCGGACGGACGUUUACCACGGGACCUUCACCGAUUAAGCCAUCUUCAGCAGCUGCAGCUCGAAUCCACCCAAGUCACUGGAGACAUUCAAGCCGUCCAAAAUCUUACGCGGCUGCAGAGGCUCAACAUCGCAUUCACCCGAGUCACAGGAGAUAUCGAAGUCUUCAAAUCCACACCCCAGCUCAGGGUGCUUAAACUUCAGUCAACCAGUGUCACUGGAGACAUUCAGGCCUUCAGAAGCACUCCACGUUUGCAACAGAUGUUUCUCUACUUUACUGGAAUCACCGGAGACAUCGAAGCUUUCAAGAACACAUCUGACCUGGUCUAUUUAGACCUUGCCGCUACCGGAACCACUGGCGACAUCGCAGUCUUUGGAGGCACUCCUUUUUUGCAAGGUCUUGUUCUCUAUUCAACCAAUGUGAUUGGAGACAUCAAAGUCUUCCAGGAGACUCCAUCAUUGUCCCACCUGGAACUGUGGCCUACAAAGGUCACUGGCGACCUCAAAGUGUUUGAAUACACUCCGAAUUUGUGGCAUGUUGUCCUAUACUCCACGGGAGUCGCGGGUGACAUCCACGUCUUCGAAGAGAAGACGUAUCUGGAGGAGCUUCAGCUGGGAAACACUGGAGCAUAUGGAGACAUCCAAGUCUUCCAAGACGUUCCACGUCUACAGACCUUAAACCUCCGGUCCACGAACGUGACAGGUGACAUGCACCAGAUCCGUCUAUGGCGUGAUGUCAAAACCGUGGAUCUAUCGAAGACCCUGGUCAGUGGUCGCAUUGACCGAGCAUGGCGCGGCUGUUGCCAAAGUCUGCAACGAUUGAAUUUGGCCGAAUCCAAAGUGAGCUUCUUGCCGACGGGGAAUGAUGCACUGGAGCUCAUGAAAGUUAGUUCCUCUGACUUAGACGGCUUUCUUCCGGCAUUAACCAGCCUGGAUGUGAGCAGAUGUCUUUUGCAUGGAGAACUGCAGCAACUUAUUCAGCCUCUCAUGGAAUGCAAAUUCCUUUCAAAGAUUGCGGCGGCAGGAUGCAAUCUGACAGGUGAGCUCGUGCCUACCAGUAUUUUUUACAAGGAUGGUUCUCCCCGCUAUUAUAAAUAUGCCUCGCUGUGGUCCUCUUUGGUGAGUCUUGACAUCUCUGCUAAUACAAUCAAAAGAGUGGGUGGCUUGCCAAUCUCCAUCGUUAGCAUAGACCUUUCGAACAUGUCCAGCGAGCUGGUGAUGGACCAUGGCAUCCUGGCAGCCCUUGUGAACCAAAGGGUCCGAGCCAAUUUGCGGAUGACCGUUCUGAAGGGCGACGAGCCAAAGCAGUUGAUCCAAAAAGGUUUGCUGAAAGCUACUGAACGAUGGGUGACCUCAGGUCUUGGAUACUCAUGUCACAACUUGGUGGGCUCGACGAUGGAUGUGACCCCUGAACGGUUUGCUCCUGAGCUGCUGUGUGGGUGUGCACGCGGGUAUUCUGGCCAUGGCACCACCUGUCUUGCCUGCGAGGCCAACUUCUUUAAUCCUGAGCUGAACCAAAGCCAAUGUCAACGAUGCCCUCCAAACAGCAGAAGUGAUGCAGGGUCCCCGAGCCUGCAGUCGUGCCAGUGUUCCAUGGGGAACCCAUACAACGGCAGCAGGGGUCUCACAUGCGCUUGUGGCGACGGAGACGCUUUGCUGGGCGAUGACUGUGUCUCCUGUGAAAAGCUCAAUCUCAAGUGCAUGGGCCAUGGGAACAGCGCAGCGACAGCUCCACCAGCAGCGUCCUUCAUGCGGUUACGCCCCAAUGCUAGUGAUGUCUUCCAAUGUGUCGAUCCUGCUGCCGUUCGAUGUCCCGAGAAUGUGUCGAUGUCGGGCUGCGCACCGGGAUACGACGGCCCUCUUUGCGUGCUUUGUGCUCAGGGUUUUCAACCCAGAGGCAAGACUUGCCAACCCUGUGCCAACAGCCAGACUCCUUACCUACUUUGGUUUGGCCUUUUGGGGCUUGGUGACAUUUUCUUGGCAGCCGCCUAUGCCUAUCGGAGGAGGGGUGACCUUCAUCGUGUUCAGGAGACUGGAGCAGCUGCAGUCCUGAUGCAGCUCCUUUCUGCACAGGCCCCGAUGAUGCUUCAGCUGGUCCAGCUUUGGGUGGUGCUGUCCUGCCUGGCGAAGGAGGGCUUGGAUACCGAAGUGAAGAAGGGGCAAGGUAGUUUCACCUCUCACUUUCCAGAGGUAGCCUAUCUUGAGACCUUGGAACUCACAGUGGACAGCUGGCAGGAGUGGUUCAAUAUUCAGUGCUUCUUUGAUCCUGUAGUCAUUCACUCGGCCUCAGCAUUGGCAGCACCGCUUCUGCCACUGCUUCUCCUGGGCUUGUGCGCUAUGAUCGAGCUCUUUUCACGAAGUGAUGGAAUCAAUCUGGCCUUGAAGAUGCUAACACUCUUCUUUAUUGGAGGAGCGUCGAGCUCAGCGAAGCUUCUCAAUUGCCAAGACUAUGAUGGGGGAGGUGAAAAGAGUCUGGGAGAGGACUCCUUUCGGCCUUUGUUCCCACAUCUCAAGUGCAAUGACUCCAAUGGCUUGGCGCUUUGGGUCGACGGCAUUGGAUACGCCACGGUUUUCGCCUAUGGCAUGGUGAUCCCCAUGUUCUUGCUGAUGGUCAUGGCGCGACAGCACCUGGCUCUCCAAGAGAGUCGACUGCUGGUGGCCACCGCCGAUAUUGGAAAACACACCCGGGCCCUGCGCAUCGAGCGGCUCCGGCGAACCAGCGAAGAGACUCCGGAGCCGACAACCGAGCUCGGUGCCGGGCUGAAGGACGAUGUGCUUGCACGGCGUUUACUGGCAGCUGCUGCGGUCCACAUGGCUGUGGAGAUGCGAGGGUCAAAGGUGCAGGUGGAGCUGAAGAAGGAUUUGGCGAUGGUGACCGUGACUCCGUUGAACGCAGCGAGCGAUGAGGAUCAGGCAGAUUCCGCUGUUGAUGUGAGUGAGAUGUUGGCAUCCAUGGUAGUGGUCCAGGAGAAUUUGGCUGCCCUCCGAAGCCGCACGGUGAUGCAAAUGUUGACAGAGCGGAGCAUGCUCCAAGACGAAGUUUCAGAUCGAGUCGUGCUGGGCGCGAAGCAGCUGCUGACCAAAUACGCCAUGUGCCAGCAUGUGUGGAUGGAAGUUGCCUUAAAGCUGGUUGCAGUGGCCUUGGUGUCGGUUGUAUCUGCCGACAUUGGCGUCACUGGACUCUACUUGGCUCUGGCGCUCACGCUUGGCAUGGCCGCAGUCAUUGCUAUGGUCCAUCCUUAUUCUCAGCCACAGCUGAAUGAUGUGCAGUGCCUGUGCUUUGUGAGCCUGGCCUUGUCCGCUGCUGGCUUCCACUAUGGCGUGCCCUGGAUCUCGCGCCUGGGCCUUGGAGCGCCCUUCUUGCUUUUGUCGGUGCAGGUCUUCAAGCCGGACAGCGUGGAAGCCUUAGCUUUGCGCCUCUACGAGGAGUUGAAACACCAGUCGACCGCUUUGCAGCGUGGGCAGCCUGCAGUUGUCUCGGUGUCACUGCGGAAGUUCUUCUGA